This is a messenger RNA of Selaginella moellendorffii, 729 nucleotides long. RefSeq lists its product as uncharacterized. The transcript has 3 exons. Bases 194 to 571 code for a protein of 125 amino acids. The record is from RefSeq and is a predicted model, not a curated record. Lineage: Eukaryota; Viridiplantae; Streptophyta; Lycopodiopsida; Selaginellales; Selaginellaceae.
UCGCCGCGUGCCGCGACUUCAAGCGUUGGAUGCGGGCUCGCGACGGUUGAGAUGUGAAUGACAUGCUGACGGUUGAUGGGUGCCGAUCAACGGCACAGCUUUGCUUUCCACGAUUUCCACGAACAGCAAAGAGCGGCAGUGUUUUAAAGAAGGAAGAAGGAAAUCUCUUGUGAUUUCCAGUUUGAUCCUCGCUAUGAGCGCGCGCAGGCCGCCGGAAGAGACAAUCUCCAGCUCCUACAUUUUCAAGGUGCAUUACUUGAUCGAGAGAUGCCUGCUGCUACAUAUGGAUCAAGAAGAAACCAUCGAAGCUCUGGCACAAGCGAAUGUAGACCCAGCCAUUGCUGAAAUAGUUUGGAAUGAGCUCGUCAAGGCCAACACCGAGUUCUUCGCGCACUACUUUCGAGCGAGAGAGGCCAAGCGCAGCAGCAGCAGACCCGCCGAUUCUUCUUCCAGCCGGAGCAGCAGCCCAACACCGUGGAGCUCGAGUUUAUCCGUACCAAACUUCUGUAAGGAUCAAGGCUGCUUUAGUUCGGAUACCUCUUCGGAGAAGCUUAGGAAGAAUCGCGAAUAAAGACGAUCUUUUUCGCGCUCCAGGCCUAUAAAACCGCACGAAUCCCCGUACCUGCUUGCGAGCAUACUUUCCAGAGAGGAAAGAAAUUUGUCUUUUGCCUGCAUUAAAACGGGUAGAACAAAAAAAGGAAGUCGAAUUUAAGAACCUACUUGGUCCCA